CAGCGGAUGCAACAGACGCUUUAGUUUUCACUUGGAAAGGGAACUUAUCAAACUCAUGUUUCAUGUGAGGACUGUGCCAUCCCUGACUCGGACAGGGGUUAAACAAUUCCUCUCUCCUCAAAGAGCCCGCUCCAGCUCCUCAGUUGUUUCUGCUGCGCGGACAGAGCACGCACCGGCGGACAGCGACGUCAGCGGCACCGAGCAGGAGUCGGACUGUCCCGGACAGUUGGGUCAAGAGAAGCACGGCCCUAGCUCUCCUCCCAGCCGCGCUAAUGAGAUCUCCGUAGACUUUGAACAGACCCAGGAGGCGUAUAAGAGCAAAGACUCGUUAGAACUGCUCAGAAGUUUGGUGGUUUUCAAACUCUGCUCCUAUGACUUCCUUGUCGACAAGAAUCAAGAGAUUACUGCAUUGGGUAAGAGGAUUCUGGGGCCGAGAGCCUUUAACCAGUUGAUGAAGAUGACCUUCUAUGGCCAGUUUGUGGCUGGUGAGGACCACGUGGCCAUUAAACCCCUCAUCCAAAAGAACCAGGCCUAUGGCGUGGGCUCUGUGUUGGACUACAGCGUUGAGGAAGACAUCAGAUCUGAGGAAACAGAGGAAAAAGGCUCCUGUGUCUCUGCCACAGACACAAGCAUCCUCGGCAACGAUCAUGAAGGGAAACAAUAUCAAGAGCACACAAGCCUUCAUGGCGGAGCACGCAGAGCGCCAACAUAUUUCCAUACAGAUGAGUCCAAAUGUGACCAACACAUGGCCACAUUUAUCAAGUGUAUUAAGGCAUCAGGUGGAACGUCCAUGGAUGGAUUUUCUGCUAUCAAAAUGACUGCGCUUGGAAGACCUCAAUUUCUGCUGGAGUUCUCAGAGGUCUUGGUAAAGUGGCACAGAUUCUUUCAUUUUCUGGCCCUGAAGCAGGGGAAGGCCAGUGGAGGAGUUCUUGAACAGAGGAUUGACCUAACACAACUACAGGAAUACCUGACCAAACUGGGAGCCACUGGGGACUAUCAUGGCUGGUUUACUGAAAAUAACAGAGGGUCAUGCGGCACCAUCGAUGUUCUGGACUGGAACAGCCUUUUAGAAGAUAGAGAAAGGAGCGCUGACUUGCUAGUUGUGCCAAAUGUUGAGCUGGGCAAGCUGGAGCCUCUACUGAAGGAUUUCACAGAUGAAGAUGAAAAGCAAUUGCAGCGGAUUUUACAGCGUAUAGAUGUAUUAGCCAAGUGUGCUGUGGAGAACGGGGUGCGUCUGAUGGUGGAUGCAGAGCAAACCUACUUACAGCCUGCUAUCAGCAGACUCACUGUAAACAUGCAAAAGAUCUACAACAAAGAGAAGCCCGUCAUCUUCAACACUUACCAAUGCUACCUCAAGGAUGCCUAUAACAGUGUGAGCAUGGAUGUAGAACUGUCCCAUCGUGAGGGAUGGAGGUUUGCUGCUAAGCUGGUGAGGGGAGCCUACAUGUACCAGGAGCGAGAGAGAGCAGAGGAGCGAGGAUAUGAGGAUCCGAUUAACCCUGACUAUGAGGCCACCAACAGGAUGUACCACAGGUGCCUGGACUUUGUGUUGGACGAGAUCGCUCUGAAUGGGAAGGCUAACGUGAUGGUGGCUUCACAUAAUGAGGACACAGUCAAACACACCUUGAGGCGGAUGAAUGAGCUCGGUCUCACGCCCAGGGAGAACAAGGUGUACUUCGGACAACUACUGGGAAUGUGUGAUCAGAUCAGCUUUCCACUUGGCCAGGCCGGCUUCCCUGUGUACAAGUAUGUCCCUUAUGGUCCAGUGGAUGAGGUGAUGCCCUACCUGUCGAGGAGGGCCCAGGAGAACCGCUUCAUGCAGGGGGCCCAGAAGGAGCGCGAGCUGCUGUGGAGGGAGCUGAGGCGCAGGGUGGGCUCUGGAGAACUCUUCCACAGACCUGUCUACUGAGGGGCAUGCAGAGAGAGAGAGAGGGGACAUGUCAGAUAUAGUCACGUCUUCUGUUUUGAUCUUCUCAUGUGGAGGGGUGCUGCUUUAUUGUUAGCACUGGAUCUCUAAAGCUGUCCCUCUCAUGAACUCUAUACUGAAUGUCAAAGUGUUCUUCUAUUAUUGCUCAUCUUUACUCUGUUUUGUAUUUUAUAAAGAGUCUCCUCAGAUGUUAAGUGCACAAUACAUUUUAAAGUCUCUCUCUAGUAGUUGAGGUACUUGUUAACACUGCACCCUAUUCUAUAUAAAUCCAUUAUUGUUGUUGAAUGUAUCCUCUCCACACAGCAUCUGAGGAAAAUAUGCAUGUGUUCUGGAACUAACUCACAAGUGCACUGUCCAAAAUAGGAAUUCAACAGAUAUACUAAUACUGCUAUCAGAUAUUUUGGUAUUGGUUCAGUCGAAAUGUAAUUCAUACAAAGUUGUUCAGUAGUUAACAGUUAUAUAACACCCUUGGAUCCAUUUCAUCACUGUGUUUUGAGGGGAAAAUUCCAUUAUCAGUUCCUUACACUGGUAUCUGUUCAUAUCACAUAUCAGCAGCAACUUAAAGCCAAAGUAUUGAUAUUAAAAUAGCUAUCAAAUGUGAAAAAGCUAGAUUGAUAGCACCGAUACUGACAGAAUUGCUGGUUUGAGUAUUGGUCUCAUGAUAUUGGAUAUUGUGUUUUCAGGCUGAUUUUAACCCAGAACACCUCAUAAUGUUUGAAAUUGUAUUCAUGCAAAAUUGUUGUGUAGUUAUUUGAAGAAAAAAAAUAACAGGUACACAAUAUUGAUCUCUUGUGUGAGAAGUUAAUUGUGUUUUAAAGAAGAGUCUAUUUUCAGUCCUUACACUGGUGUCAGUUAAUAUCAGGUACCUUCAGAUACAUAAAGCAAAGUAUCAGUAUCAGUAUAAGAACUGAAAAAGAUGGAUCUGUGCAUCCCUAAUUGGUACAUCUCUAGUCCUAAACUUUGCUUUCUUCUACAGAAAGUCAUAUGUGAUUGUUUAUUGACUUUGAACGGACAGGGUCUUUGACAUAACAAAAUGUAUAAUGUGCAGAGGGGAUACCUUCUCUUUUAAAACAGAUAUGAACACAGAACAUACACAUAACAUCCUAUAGCUCUGCUCCACCGCCAUAAGAUGCAGUCCAUAGAUUAAGAGCUACUACUGUUUAUAAGCCUGCACUGACUUUACUUUAUCUAAUACCUCAGAAUUUAUUGAAACACUGUUACUCUUCCAUCCUCGCUGCUCUCUAUCUCCCUAUGUGCCAUGUAGUCUGUCCUUGCAUCUCUAAGCAUUCCUCAUUCAGUCUCCCACUUGUCUAUAAAGCUCCCGUAUCCAUCAAGCCGGCACCUUUACUACUCCAAGAGGACUCCCUUAAAUGUCACACAGAGCAGCCCAGUGUCGCUUUUUAUCACCCUAUUUAUUUUGCAGUGGGACAACAAUAAUAAAAAUAACAGGCUUGAUUUAAAUGGCCGUAAAGGAGACAUCAAUACGCCCGCCUGCAUUGAGUUUUUGGGGGGUCUCGGACAGCCAGACAGCCCCAGGAGGAAGACUCUUUGUAAUAUGUUGUGCUGUGCUUGAAAGUGUAGUCAGCUUUCAGAAAAUGUCUCAUGUACCUCUUGUAAGAAUGUCGUUUUUGUAUAAUCUUGGUCAGUCAAGUGUUGCAGAGAGAUUCAGUAUCCAUUAAGUGUGUAUUUAUAAUAUAGGUCCCUGGGAAUGUCUUUUUUGUUUGUUUAUUUUUUCCUCUUAUGGGAUAAUAUGUAAUACAAGAUUAAGCUGGAAGUUUGCCCAUUGCUUAUUUUGUUGUGAACACUGUGAAUAGUAUUGCAAUUGUAUGUCAAUGUAUGGGAUUUAUUUUCAGAUUUAAAUGGAACUUGUUUGUUUAUUGUCAUCUUUGUUCACAAUGAUAAGGUAUUAUUCUUAUAAUAAAAGGAUUUGGGUUAAAGGGGGAAAAAAACCAAAAAAAAAAGCAUCUCAUCUUACAUUCAAGCCAGAGAUAAUGGUCAUGCAUGUAAAAUGAAAAGCAGCAGUUGUAGACAUAGAGGUACAGUUAAAAAAAAAAAAAUAAAAAAUCAAGGGCACUGUUAACAGAACAGCAAUAUCAGCAGAAGGGCAAAGUAGACACCUUAUACAGUAGAAGAAGUAGAAGUGGUAAUUAAUGACACUGACCUUAUAUAUUAAAAUAAUAGCAAUAUAAAACAACACCUCUACUUGGCUGUG
Messenger RNA from Boleophthalmus pectinirostris (great blue-spotted mudskipper), 4139 nucleotides. It is a transcript of the gene prodhb, whose product is annotated as proline dehydrogenase (oxidase) 1b. The record is from RefSeq and is a predicted model, not a curated record. NCBI's taxonomy places the organism in Eukaryota, Metazoa, Chordata, Actinopteri, Gobiiformes, Gobiidae. Gene Ontology annotation, cellular component: mitochondrion. Gene Ontology annotation, molecular function: proline dehydrogenase activity; FAD binding.